AUGAUUACUCCAGGAGUACUACAAGUACCGCACGUACCAUUUCGAGACUCACCAGUCGUUUUGAUGAUGUUGAAAGAGCGUGAUAACGCGUCGUCUCCUUGCUCGAGCUUAGGUGGUUCCUCUGGGAUUGAAGCUUCGUCUUGUGCGGGAUGCGGAGAGCGGAUCCACGAUAGGUACUACCUCUUGGCCGUUGACAGACAGUGGCAUGCGUCAUGUUUGAAAUGUUGCGAAUGCAAGCUGCCUCUGGAUUCAGAUUUGACGUGCUUUGCGCGCGACGGGAAUAUUUAUUGUAAAGAAGAUUAUUACAGAAUGUUUGCAGUCACAAGGUGCGGUAGAUGUCAUGCUGGCAUAUCGGCGAACGAAUUAGUAAUGAGAGCACGGGAUCUGGUCUAUCAUCUUCACUGUUUUUCAUGCGUUUCUUGCGGUGUACCAUUAUCGAAAGGUGACCACUUUGGCAUGCGGGAAGGCCUUAUAUAUUGCAGGCCGCAUUACGAAAUACUGGACUUCUGUGAUCCCCACGAUCCCAUGGACGUCAUGUAUAAUGGCGGAGGAUCUCCCGGAUAUUAUCCAGCAAGCACCCCACCACAACAUACCAAAGGGAGACCAAGGAAGAAGAGGAUAAUCACCGAAGACGAAACGUCAUGUGGAGAAAUGCCUGUAUGGUUUCAAAACGCCAGAGCAAAAUGGAGACGAAACCUGAUGCGCCAAGAGGGUUCGAAUAACAACAACAACGGCCAAACUCAGUGCCCCAAUGGUCCACCGUCGGCAGGCUCGGGAAUCGUCGACUCCAGCAGCCUCUCCCACCAAACCUUAGAUGAAUUGCACCACCACAUACAUUCCCAAAAUUCACAAACUUUGAGCUUUAGUGAUAUUUAUUAG
This is a messenger RNA of Diabrotica balteata, 879 nucleotides long. Lineage: Eukaryota; Metazoa; Arthropoda; Insecta; Coleoptera; Chrysomelidae. The record is from the annotation of a GenBank genome assembly.